GCAAGCUGCUGGUGUUGCCAUGAUGAUGAUGAUGAUGAGAUGAUACCCCCGCCCCCUCCCACCCACACUGGAGAAAAGGAUGGCUUGAGGCUGGAAAACACACACACGCUGCUCGACCGCAUCGCACUUCAAUAUGGGCAACAUCCACCACGGCAGGUAACGCCUUCUCCUACGUGGCGUGACAUCAAAAGUGGCAGCCAUGUUUGAAUUUGUGCACUGCAAGUAGCGGAGACGUCGCUUGACCGCCAAGCCCUCCCCUGCAAGGGGGGCGUGUCCAAAGGUUAGCAUUGGCAGAUGGAGGCGCAGCAACACUCCCCUGAAAGCAGCAGUGAGGAGUGCACCGUCCUGGAGGCUCCGCCCACUAAAGACACCUGCCCGCAACACGGCGGCAAGGUGUUUGACUAUUGUUGUGUGUGCGCAUGCGCGUUGUGCGACGAGUGCGUGCAUGAUCACAAAGAGCACGCCAGGACGCCGAUAGGCCAUGCCCUGGAACAACACCGCAACACCUUGCAGGCCAAGCAAACAGCCGCACAUGAUAGACUUCCGCAAAUUUCGGACGCCGUGGUCCUGGUCAGAGAGAUGGUGCAGCAGCUGACCAAUCAAAGGGCUGCCAUCGAAGAGGACAUUGUAGGCAGCUUUGAGGACCUCCACAGGCAGCUGGACGUGAGGAAAAGUGUUCUUCUCAUGGAGCUGGAGGUCACCUUCGGACUCAAGCAGAAGGUUCUCCAGGCUCAGCUGGAGAGCCUCCUGCAGGGAGAGAGCGCUGUGUCGUCUGCCUGUACACGUGCGGAGGACACCUUGGCGACGGAAGCGUGUAGCGGCAGCUUGGAGGCGGAGCUGGAGCUCAAGGAUAAGCUGGAGGAGUUGGUCGGGUGUCACUUUCCGUGUCAGCCGGAAGAGAACGACCAGCUGGAUCUGGUCCUGGAGACAGACGGCCUCAGAAAGUGGAUCCACAACUUGGGGACCAUCGUGACCACCAGUGCUGUGGCUAGCCAGAGCGAGGCCAUGGGUGCCGGCCUGGAGCAGUGUAUUGUGGGACUUCCUGCCUCUGUUACCAUAGUAACAAGAGACAAGUCAGGAGGCGCCUGCAAGAGUGGCAACGCCAUCUUGUCAGCCGAGGUUGUCCUCACGUCUGUGCACCAAUCUAACGCCAAAAGCAAAGUUGUAGGCGAGGCUGACCUCUUCUUCCCGCAGGUCUUCACCCCUGAUGGCAGCAUCGUAGACGGCGAGAUGGUGGACCGCAAGAACGGAACUUAUGAGUUUGUCUACGUUGUACCCAAAGAGGGCGAGUUCUCAUUGGCUCUGCGCCUAUACGACCAACACAUCAAAGGAAGUCCCUUUAAGCUGAGCGUGAGCAGACCACAGGUAUCACCCUCAUCCGCCACGGUAAACGCCACACCGUCCACAGGUUCCUCCGAGGGCGCCAAGAGGCGGGGCAAGUCCCCUGGCCAGAAGAAGAAGGGCUCUAAGAGGGCCAGCAGCGCCCUGGGAACGCCACGUCGCAAAACCCAGAACCCCAUCGAAGACGACCUCAUCUUUCGAAUCGGAACCAAGGGCAGGAACAAAGGAGAGUUCACGAACCUGCAAGGAGUCGCCGCGGCGUCAGACGGGAAUAUCCUCAUUGCUGAUAGCAACAACCAGUGUGUGCAGAUUUUUUCCAACCAGGGAGAAUUCAGAAGUCGGUUUGGCGUACGCGGGCGGUCGGCAGGGCAACUGCAGCGCCCCACCGGCGUGGCUGUGCACCCCAGCGGUGACAUCAUCAUCGCCGACUAUGACAACAAGUGGGUCAGCAUCUUCUCCAGUGACGGCAAGUUCAAGGCCAAACUGGGCUCGGGCAGGCUGAUGGGACCCAAAGGCGUGACGGUGGACCGUAACGGUCAUGUGAUUGUGGUGGACAACAAAGCAUGCACAGUGUUCAUCUUCCAGCUGAGUGGCAAGCUCAUCACCAAAUUCGGGAGCCGCGGAAACGGCGACAAGCAGUUUGCAGGUCCACACUUUGCCGCCAUCAAUGAGAACAACGAGAUCAUUGUGAGCGACUUCCACAACCACUCUGUCAAGGUUUUCACGCCAGAAGGAGAACUGCUCCUCAAGUUUGGCUCUAACGGUGAGGGCAACGGACAGUUCAACGCUCCCACUGGUGUGGCCGUGGACAUGAACGGGAACAUCAUCGUGGCUGACUGGGGCAAUAGUAGGAUACAGGUGUUUGACGGCAGCGGGUCUUUCCUGUCUUACAUCAACACAUCUGCUGACCCGCUGUACGGGCCGCAGGGGUUGGCCCUGACGGAUGACGGACACGUGGUGGUGGCGGACUCAGGAAACCACUGCUUCAAAGUGUACCGGUACCUGCAGUGAUGGAGGUCCGGGUGAGGUCAGUUGAUGUCCCUGAGAUGCGGACGUCUGCGAGACAAUUUGAUGUCAUUUUGUAAGAGAGGGAGUUUUUUUCUGUACGUAACCUGCCAGCCUCCAGGGGGCAGCGUAGCAGCGGUAAAUGCUAACUUCCUUAGCAUGAAGGUGAAGCUGUAACUGCUACAUGGGCUGUGUUUGAGUUGGUGCACUUCUGUACUUACACUUUAAUGCAUAAUUAGGAAUAAUUAGCUUAAUUAGCAUAAUUAGCUUCAGUCGCGUCCAAAUGCUUCAACACAGAAACAAUCCAAAAACCAAACACACACACAAAGUAGCUCAAUCUGAUCUAUUUCGGACAGCAGUACACAGUAUACUUAUUAAAGCAGGGGUCUCAAACACGCGGCCCGCGGGCCAAAUGUGGGCCGCAGGACACUAGUUUGAGGCCCCCGCCUUGAUAUGAAAGUUAGUGCGGCCCGCGCAAGUUUGAUAUGGAUGCUGUAUGGUAUCAUGUACCCAGAAAAAAAUAUUACGUUUGAUUAAUGUUCAUGCUAAAGGUUAAAUAACAAACUGUUAAAUAAUAGUUAUCCUCCCUAUCCGUGUGGAAGUGGUAAGUUUUUGGCUUUUUAAGUUUAAAGGAAAUAACUUGGAGGCUACUGUUUAGGUCGCUAGAUCUCUAGUUUGCGAGUUAGCAUGUGUCUCAAGACAUUAUUAUUAUAUUCAUUUAUUACUGAUUGAUUGAUUUUCUUUAUUCUUGAUCUUAUUUUGUGUAGAAAAAUAAAAAAUAAGAUAUUUGAGAACAGUGGAAUGUUUUAUCAGAGCUUUUCUUGUAGAAAAUCGGAACCAAAGCAAAGUUUAUUCAUUUUUCUGUUUUUAAUAAAUGCGUUUUUAUUUUUUUUGGAAAACCUGAUGCGGCCCAGCCUCGCCCAGACCGUAGCUCCAGUGGCCCCCAUGUAAAUUGAGUUUGAGACCCCCGUAUUAAAGUGUAACUACGGAAGUGCAUAAAUGAAACACAGCCAUGGACUCACUGAGGACCCCUGUGGAACAACAGUGUAUUACGAAUGAGCCUGACCAAAUGUAGAAUGAAUGAGUUUUAUGCAGGAAAUGUGGAAUAAUAACUACAAUGUGUGCACAAUGAUUAGUCAUGUUGGAUUUUUAAGGAUUGACAUGACCUUGACAUUGCUCCGUUAGUCUUGAUGCUUCCAUUGUGUGUUGUUGAGUGGAGCAUGAACACCUUGUCUUUCUGGUACCCAAAACCUGUAAACCUUAACCCGAUAUGGUGUUGAUCUACACACCCUCUCUAGUUACAUAAAUACACUUCAUACAUAUUACGUCUUGGACUUUCAUCCUGUGAAAUACUCACUAAUCAUUGUGUACGUUGUAGAUUGGGUUUGUGUAAUAACACAGAACAUGAGAAUCCCGUCAUCAUUCCGUUCAUUCCUGACAUGGCCUAUCUGACUUGGGAAUGUUGACUUCAUGGAAUGGUCAGUGAAUCUGUGUAUGUGUGUGUAUGUGUGUGUAUGUUUGUGUGUGUGUGUGCUCACUCACCAGCAACAACAGCCAAGACCAAGACGACAGCCCGCCUGCUGAUUCCACUGAGUGGGCGGAAUCAGCAGGCCGAUUCAGGAAGUGACAUAAUCAUGGAUGUCGUGUAUGACGUGUGCGCGUGGAAAUUUUUGUGUGCCAGAUUUCACGUGGUAUGCGUGAUGAGAAGUGUUUUAGUCUGCACUGAAGCUAACUGGCUAGUGCUAACGUGUGUUGCAUCAACGCUUAUUAGCAUGUUGACAUGUCGCUACCGUACUUUUUGUUGAAUUUAUUAAGUGAUGAGCAAAGACAACAACAUGGGCCGCUAACUUGUUGUCCGUGCUAAUGCUAACAGCAUACUAACCAACAUAAGGGAUGUUUAUGUUUAACACAUGAAUCUUUCUGCAUGUCCAAUCAAUAAAGGCUUCCUU
Molecule: messenger RNA, 4295 nt
Organism: Doryrhamphus excisus (bluestripe pipefish)
Lineage: Eukaryota; Metazoa; Chordata; Actinopteri; Syngnathiformes; Syngnathidae
Product: tripartite motif-containing protein 2-like
Biological process (GO): proteasome-mediated ubiquitin-dependent protein catabolic process; protein polyubiquitination
Molecular function (GO): zinc ion binding; ubiquitin protein ligase activity; protein binding
Source: RefSeq, a predicted model, not a curated record